Molecule: messenger RNA, 1701 nt
Organism: Aplosporella prunicola CBS 121167
Lineage: Eukaryota; Fungi; Ascomycota; Dothideomycetes; Botryosphaeriales; Aplosporellaceae
Exons: 2
Coding region: 1-1701 (566 amino acids)
Source: RefSeq, a predicted model, not a curated record
AUGCGUUUGCUGGUAGUCUUUCUCGGCUUCCUCGUGGCUGGCGCGCAGUCCGCAAGCCUCAAUGCCUCUGCGCCUACUGCCAAGGUGCUCAAUGGCACGUAUGCAGGCCGCUACUUGGCCGGCUGGGAUCAGGACGUGUUCCUGGGGAUACCGUUUGCGCAGCCGCCGGUCGGAGAGCUGCGCUUCAGGUGGCCUCGGUCGUUGAACAGUUCGUUCUCUGGCGUGAGGAACGCCACUCAGUACGGCCACACGUGCAUCCAGCACACGAGCACGCUGGGCAUCACGGCCGACAACGACGAGGACUGCCUGAACUUGAACAUCGUGCGCCCCAGCGGGUACACCAACACCAGCCUGCCCGUCCUCGUCUGGAUCUACGGCGGCGGCCUCAGCGCCGGAUCGGGCGCCGACCCGCAAUACAACCUGUCGGGCAUAGUGCGGCGCGCCCAAGACAUGGGGCAGCCCAUCGUCGGCGUCAGCAUCAACUACCGGCUCAGCAUCUGGGGCUUCCUGCAAUCGCCGCAGCUGCUGGCCGAAGGCAGCGCCAACGCGGGGCUGCUGGACCAGCGCCUGGCGCUGCGCUGGCUGCAAGACAACAUCGGCGCGUUUGGCGGCGACGCUGCCCGCGUCACCGUCUGGGGCGAGUCGGCCGGCGCCCAGAGCAUCGCGCUGCACCUGUACGCCUACGACGGGCGGGACGACGGGCUCUUUGCGCGCGCGAUCCUCGAGUCGGGCGGGCCCUCGGGCGCAGCCCUGUCCCCGCUGGCCUCCUACGCCGCGCCCUUCGAGAACCUCACCCGCAGCGUCGACUGCCUGGAAGCCGAGGACCAGCUGGCGUGCCUGCGCGCCCUCCCCGCCUCGACCCUGCACGCCGCGCACCCCUCGCAGGUCUGGAACCCCAUCGUCGACGGGGACUUCCUCACAGCCUACCCUUCCCAACUCACCCCCGAGCGCAAAUUCCUCAAGCUCCCCCUCCUCGCCGGCGCAAACUCCGACGAAGGCGCCUCCUUCAGCAUCGACACCUCCGUCGACAACGCCACCGCCCUCGCCCACGCCCUCUUCCCCUGGCGCGCCUACGCCCUCUCCCCACCCACCAUCCGCACGCUCCUGUCCCUCUACCCGAACGACACCACAACGCCCAAGCCGCCCUUCCACGUCCCGCCGGACGCCCCGCCCUUCCCGGGCCGGGGCGCGCAAUGGCGCCGCGCAGCCUCCAUCGGCGGCGACCUGGUCAUGGUGGCGCCGCGGCGCAAGCUGGCCGAGGCGUACGCCGCCGCGGGCCAGGCCGUCUACAGCUACCGGUUCGACACGCCGCUGUGGAACGCCAGCGCCCAGACGGGCGCGAACCACUUCUGCAACGUCGUCUUCUCGUUCCAGAACGUGAGCGGGGCGCUGGGCCCUGUGCCCGGGUUUGAGUCGUACGCGCUGCUGAGUCGCGGCAUUGGCGCUGCGUAUGCGAAUUUUGCUGCUAACGGGGAUCCGAAUGCUGCUAGUGCUGCUGCUGCUGCUGCUGCUGCUGCUGCUGCUGCUGCUGCUGCUGGGGAGGGCGAGGACGCGUUGCCCUUGUGGCCGAGGUAUGAUGUGGAUGCGCCGAAGAAUAUGGUCUUGAAUGCGAAUGGCAGCUUUGUCGAGGAUGAUACGUGGCGGAAGGAGGGGAUCGCGUUUAUUAAUUCCGAGGAGGUUGGGCGAGAGCUUUUUUCGUAG